UUCCCAUCUGUUAUUGGCUCCCACAGUGUCAGUAUUUCCGGACGGCCCGUGAAGGCAGCAUGAGGGGAUGAAGGGGGCUGUCACUAAGCUAACAUUAGCCACAUAGAGCUAAGUCCAGUGAACGCACCAGCUCCGUCAACAUGCCCCUGGAUGUUUCUCCGGCCCGUUUGUUUCCGGGUUCUAACCUCGGAGCUUCUUUAAAAACGUGUUAGCUCGUUCACGAUGCAGCGUUUCAACGAGCCGAGCUAGCCGGGCCGGCGGACCCCCUGUUCCCGUCGUCGCGGCCGCAAUCGGUUGCUAACCGGAGCGAGUUGUUGUUAGCUUUAGCUUUAGCCUGGCGAACAUGGCGAUCGUGUCUGGCUCCUGUGCCCGGGUGAACGGCUCCAGGAACGGGCCCUCCGUGUCCGCUACGCCCUCCGGCUCCGCGGGACAGUCCCAGCCCAUGAUCGCGGUGUGGGAGUGGCAGGACGACCUGGGCUUCUGGCGGCCGUACAGCGGCCAGGUGAGCGCCCACAUCGAGCGGUGCCUGUCGCCGCGGGGCCACAGAGGAGCGGGACCCGGCUCCACGAGCAUCUGCCUCGGACAAUCAGACCCCAGCCUGUCGCCUUAUCUCAUCGACAUCCCGAGCUUGAAGCAGUUCCGCCAGGACACGGGAAAGACUCGGUCGGUACGUCGGUCCCUGUUCGCUCAGUCCUCAGGCCUCGGCAGUGGUGUUUACUGGGAAUGGGCCAACGACGAAGGAGGGUGGACUCCGUACGAGACUCGAACCUCCAUCCUUUUGGAGCACAGCUAUCAGGCGCGCCAAGGCACCGCAGACCUGGGGCCUCAUGGAUAUAAUUACAUCGUGGAUCUCACCUCUCUGGCCCAGGUGAACAAAGCCACAGGGUUCAGGCGGCAGGUGCAACGUCAGUGUAACCUCCCAUACCCGCUGGCCUCCAACGGCCCCCCGGCCAUCCCCUCGGGCCCGUGUUCUUGCCAGCAGUGUUUGAGCCACAGCAGCACGGGACCCAUGCCCAGCCGUUCACGACACUCCUUCUCUUCGGGGAGUCUGAACAGGCCCAGCCUCCAAGGGACAGGGAGGGCUGUGGCGACUCACCCCACAUCUGUCUACUCGCCAUACCCAAGGAGACCCCUCUCCGUUGGGGCGAUGUCUUGGGGCAGCCCCUGGCCUCCACCACCCUCUGGAAGUCAACUUUCUGCGCCGCUUCUGACCAGCUCCGCCAGUGCAAAUGGGUUAAGCGUUCCCUCCAUCUCUGUGCAGCUGAACGGAUCCACCAGCGUCAGCUCGGCCCUGGCAGGCAUGGCCUCCAUUUUGAUGUCAGCAGUGGGACUUGGCGUGCACUUCACCAAUGCCCCCCUCCCUCAGCAGCAGCAGCAUCAGCAUCAGCAGCAGCAGCAGCAGCAGCAUCAGCAGCAGCAUCAGCAGCAGCAUCAGCUUCAGCUUCAGCAGCAGCAACCUGCUCCUUUCUCUCUUCCUCCUCCUCUCCUCCCCCCAGCCAGCAGACCCAGCAAGCCCCACAGCAGCAGCAGCAGCAGCAGCAGCAGUUCAGUUAGGAGAGCAAAGAGGCAGCACAGGAGAG
This is a messenger RNA of Paralichthys olivaceus (Japanese flounder), 1580 nucleotides long. The record is from RefSeq and is a predicted model, not a curated record. NCBI's taxonomy places the organism in Eukaryota, Metazoa, Chordata, Actinopteri, Pleuronectiformes, Paralichthyidae.